Messenger RNA from Cicer arietinum (chickpea), 697 nucleotides. Its product is annotated as heavy metal-associated isoprenylated plant protein 30-like. The record is from RefSeq and is a predicted model, not a curated record. NCBI's taxonomy places the organism in Eukaryota, Viridiplantae, Streptophyta, Magnoliopsida, Fabales, Fabaceae. Gene Ontology annotation, molecular function: metal ion binding.
UUUUCUAUAAAUGCACCACACCACUCCAUUUUCCACAACCCUUUCCAAAUUGUUAAUACAUUCUUCUCUUCUUUCUUUUUUGUUCAUUUUCUUUCCUACACAUAACCAUGUCUUCUGAGACUGUUGUCCUAAAAGUAAAAAUGUCAUGCCAAGGAUGUGCUGGAGCAGUCAAUAGGGUUUUGGCAAAAAUGGAAGGUGUAGAAUCAUUUGGCAUUGAUUUGAAGGAACAAAAGGUGACUGUAAAAGGAAAUGUGAAACCACAAGAAGUUUAUGAAACUGUUUCUAAAAGUGGAAAGAAAACUGAAUUUUGGGUAGAUCCUGAAAACAAGUCCACAGAAAUUGCUACUGAAGUUGGAUCUGAGAACAAACCUUCAGAAGCUGCAACUGUUGUCUCUGCUGAACUUGAUAACAAGCCUUUAGAAGUUGCUGCAACUAUUGCAUCUGUUGAGGAAGAUAACCAAUCUUCAAAGAAUGUCACUGUUAUCUCUGCUGAAUCCGACAAUGUUGUUGUCUAAGACAGUUGUAGUUCUAUUUCUCUUAGGAAUUAGUUUGUGUUUUUAUGGCAAGAAAUUAGUCUAUUUUAAUUUUAAAUGUUAUUUGAUGUUUACCUUAAUGUUAUUUUGCACUUUUGUGAUGAAUGUUUUGGUUGACUAGUGUGGUUUAAACUGGAGUUUAACUUGUCCUAAUUCCUGCUUAA